This is a messenger RNA of Danaus chrysippus (African queen), 1632 nucleotides long. Lineage: Eukaryota; Metazoa; Arthropoda; Insecta; Lepidoptera; Nymphalidae. The record is from the annotation of a GenBank genome assembly.
AUGUACAUUAUCACACGAAAGGGCCCUAUUUACGACCCGGGUUUGUGUAGAUGUUGUGGUGGAAUAAAGAAAUGUCGCUUACUGAACGUGGAAUACGAAUGGCAGGGUCGUAAAGAAAUUUAUUCAGAUUUAUUUGUCGAUUGUUUUGGACUAUUGCUAUCACAUUUGGAUGGAGAGGCGGUAGAGCGUUUAAUCUGCGCCACUUGCGUCUCCCGGCUCAGAGAGGCGACUUUAUUCCGGGAACAGGUGCUGCAAUGUGAAGAGAGACUGUUACGAACCAAGCUACAAAGUGAAGGCGACAAUGACUUGGAUGCUGUGAAAAUAGAAGAUGAUAUUAAGACAGAAUGUCUGAUGAUGUCCAAUGAAGAUAUAAACGAUCAUAAUGAUGUUAUAGACGAUAUUAAGCCUGAAACUAAAAAAAGAAAAUCCGUGAAGCAGAAGAUAAAGAAGAGAAGAAUUGAGAACGAUUGUGAUUUGAGGGAAGAAGAUUUAUACAAUAGCAGAAGAAUUAGCGAGAGAUUGAAAGAACUUGAAAGUGUUGAUCUACCAGAAUCGACGCAAGCUCGCAACGAAAUCAAAAUGGAUGAUUCCAAAACUUAUACAAAUAUCGUUACAAUAGUUGAAAAUUCGUACGCAUGUCCAUUCGAGACUUCCUUCAGCGAUUAUUUCUGUGUGUAUUGCAGACAUCUAUUUACAGAUCCUAAUAAAUUAAGAGAACACACUCUUAGUCAUGAUCCGCUAACCUUCAAGGAAAUUCUGUCAAAUAGUCCCAACAACAAAAAAGUCCAAAUAGACAUAUUUAGGAUAGACUGCAGGCUGUGCCCACAAGUUAUAAACAAUUUGGAAACACUAAAAGAUCAUUUGAGCAACUCUCAUCAGAUAAAUUUAAAUUUAGUGUCAAAUGAGUUCCUAAAAUUUAGACUAACAUCCGGUUCGAUUGCGUGUCUAGAGUGCAACAAUACUUUCAGCUUUUUCCACGCGUUAAAGAAGCAUAUGGCUGAGCAUUUCGGUACGUGCAUAUGCGAUGUAUGCGGCGCGCAUUAUUUCGAAGAGCGCAUGCUCGUUUUGCACCAGAAAACGCACCAAAAGAGCGAAGAAUGCUUCACAUGUAAAGACUGCGGGAAGAAAUUCAAAUCGAAAUACUCGAGAUACAUCCAUAUUGCGAGAUUGCAUAAGAAAGAAGCUGCGUAUCAAUGCAGCAAGUGUGAUGAAGUCUUCUUCUCAUAUACAUUGAGAUAUAGACACAUGAUAGAUACUCACGGCGAAGAAAGGACAUUUCAAUGCGAGCAAUGUGAUCGAGCUUACGACAGCAGGAAGUCUUUACGCGAGCACAAUAGACGUUUCCACCUAAAAAUCCUCAAGCAUCAGUGCGAAUUAUGUGAUAAAAGAUUCUAUUUACCCUCCAGACUAAAAGAACAUAUGGCUAGCCAUACUGGGGAAAGAAAUUUUCGUUGUGAGUACUGCGGAAAAAGCUACCCGCGGCUUCGAGGUCUGAAGGUCCACAUGCAAUCACACAGUAGCGACAAGAAAUAUAAAUGCGUUAUGUGCAAUGCGUCAUUCGCACAGAACGUGAAUCUAAAGAAUCACAUCAAGAGGCAACACCAAAGCUUGGACAUAGAAUACCACGACUGA